Messenger RNA from Penicillium cinerascens, 3135 nucleotides. RefSeq names its product nucleoporin Nup84/Nup107 family protein. Gene Ontology annotation, cellular component: nuclear pore; nuclear pore outer ring. Gene Ontology annotation, molecular function: structural constituent of nuclear pore. NCBI's taxonomy places the organism in Eukaryota, Fungi, Ascomycota, Eurotiomycetes, Eurotiales, Aspergillaceae. The transcript has 6 exons. Gene Ontology annotation, biological process: post-transcriptional tethering of RNA polymerase II gene DNA at nuclear periphery; protein import into nucleus; mRNA export from nucleus. The record is from RefSeq and is a predicted model, not a curated record. Bases 1 to 3135 code for a protein of 1044 amino acids.
AUGGCUCCCCUGACUAGGUCUGCUGCGUCUACGGGCACGACCCGCCGCUCUCAGGCUCCGCCCAAGCAACCCGAGAUUAUCAACAUUGACGAGGACGAAGGCGAGGACGAGGAUCUCAUGGAUGAAGAGGAAGAGGUCUUCGACGAUGAAGAAGAGGGUGAUUACGACGAAGAAGAGCACGAGAUGGAUGAGACCAUGGACGACGUCAACGGCGACGUCGUCUCGGAGACAGGACCCGCCUUCCCUGCAUCGGAGCGCAGUCUGAAAUCCGUCGUCAAUUUCUCCAGCAGAGCUCAAGAUUCCCCUAAGCUAUUUACAGCGUCGGGCGCGCAGGAAGUGCUACAGCCCCUUCGCCGAACGGCCGACCGUGUCACGCGCCAGAUCGAGGCCUUUGCCGACAAGCUUGAGCAGUUCAAACGCAAGAAUGCUACCGACGAGUUCCACAGCAUCCAGGCCGCCUACAAACUAGUUGAGAGCUACCGGGAUCUGGCGCAAAAUGCGAUACAGGACAUCAACAAAGAGCAGACUCUCCGACGCGCGAAGAUGGGUUUCCGAUCAAGUGGAGUGCAGGAUGCCAAGGCAGACGAGGAACUGCAGCGCUUGCAGCUCGAGGUCGACACCUGGCGCCUGCUCCUCAAUCUCAUCAGCAUCGACGACCCGGCCAGUCGGGCCAGCUUCAAGGAAGGACGCCAAUCCGCCUUCCAGAAUCUUCACCGAUACUCGACCGAUCGCGAAGUCUGGGAGGAAUUCUUGUCUGCAGAUCACUAUGCGCUCGAGUGCGUCAUCGCAAUGAAAUGGCUGGAGGAGACAUCGAAGACCGGCGAUCAGGAUCUCGACGGUCUAAUCUUGGACAUGGAGGCGCAGGCUGAAAGAGGCCAGGGACUGUGGGCCCACGGGUGGCUAUUCACCAAGGAAGCGAUCAAGGGCCACAAGCGCCUGCGUGCCUGGCCGCAACCUCUGGAGCCAAAUGACCCCGGUAUCACUCGCUCUCUCCUGAGCAACGACGAGCAGCGACCUCUCAUUACACAAUUGGACCCUGAUGCGCUUACCCGACAAAAGCAAGGCCUGCAGAGGCAGGACGAGUUCUACGAGCGUGCCACUUGGAUGGCCUGCUGGAAGAUGCUCCGACAAGGCGAGAACUGGACCACCAUUCGUGAAUGGGCCUCGAAUCGUCUUGAGAGCUGGCGCGCCGUGAGUCUUUGCGGGUCUAGUGUGGAUACGAAGAACACCCACACCCGGACUCCCGUUGAUGACGGCAUGACACGCUUGAUGAACAGCCGAUCCCAUGACUCGUGGCGCGGUGCUUGCGCUGCCCUGACGCGCAACCCGAAUACUGACGAUUUCCAACGGGCAGUUUACGCCCUUCUCUGCGGUGAGAGCGAACCCGCGGCGAAGGUCUGCCGCAGCUGGGAUGACUUCCUUUAUGUUUACUUCAACCGUGUUGUGCUCUCGCGCUACCAGGGAUUCUGCAAGCAGUUCCAGCGCAAGCUGAGCCAUUCGCCUACCACCCCAGUUGUGUUUCAGCCUGAGCCUGCUGGCCAUGCAGAUCUUCAAAAGUUCUUCCAGUAUCUACGAGGCAACGAGCAAGUGGGCGGUGAGGCACGGAAUCCGUUCCGUAACAUUCAAGCUGCGAUCCUAAGCAAGGGCUACGAUUCUUUCUUCUCGCUUAUUGCCCAGGCUAUCUCGCAAGUCAGUGCCAGACACCCUGAGAAGGCUUCCAUCAUUCCACCUAUGGUGCGUUCGCAAGUGGAUGAGGCAUAUCUCAUUGCUGCGGAUGAUGAGGAAUCCUUGAAAAUUGCAACGCACAUCUAUCUCAUUGUCAACUCAAUUGGCUACGUCCGCACUGAUACUCAGUUCCUUGAGACGACGUCGGUACUUGUGGCCGGGUACAUUGCCAAUCUGGAAAGCAAAGGCCUGUACGACCUGAUCCCGCUGUAUGCAUCUGUUCUGCCUCAGGAGAUGUCUCAUAGUGUUAUCUCAAGGAUCUUGAUCGAGAUCACCGAGCCUCGAGAAAAGAAGCAGCAGAUUCGCCUCAUGCAGAAGCACGGCGUCGAUAUUAAUGCCGUUCUUGAUGCCCAAUGGUCGUGGCUAAGCACUGGUGUUUCCUCGAUCGACUCCUCAGGGAAAGUUGCCGGAUACCCGCGAGUGGUCAAACGAGAGAAUGGAGUGCGUGUGUUGACGCCGCCCAAGAAGGACCUGAUUGGCACCUUCAUUGCGGAUGAAGACGAAAAGAUGAUUCGCAGUCUCGAGUGGCUUCGCUAUGUGGGCGGCCAGUGGCCCAAGAUUUGCAAGCUUGGUGCUUGGCUGUACCGCAAGUUCUUUGUUGCUGGUAAACUUGCGGCUGCUCGAGAGUUGAGUCACCGUAUGCGUUUGGCAGAGGUUUCCCAGGAAUCAUUUGGGUUCGACAUCUUCCAAUUCCCCGUGUUCGACCAUGUGGUGGCCGAAGACUCUGCGCCGUCUAGCCCAUCUAAGUCCAAGAGGAACAGUGGCCAUUUCCAUCGCCGAAGCCUCUCUGGCAAUGGCAAUGGGUCGGCACCUGUCGAGCCCGGUGACCACUCGCUUGCGUAUCAGCAGUGUAUUCGGAUGUACAAUCUAGAGACUCUGGCUCUCGGCUUCGAUGCCCUGGAGCAGUUUGCAAUUGUGUAUGACCAGAUCUCCAAAACCAAGCGGCGCCGUGAUUCUGGCACUGUGAACAACUAUCUUCAGGAAUUGGAGGAGCUUCUCCAGGAAGUCGAGAUGAACGUGGGACUCGUCGUUGACGAGUGGCUAAGCACAUCCAUCAAUGCCGAUGAAGAAGAAGACUACGCGUACAUUCGCAAAACCUACCUGCCUGAGUUGAUCCUCGAUUACCACAACGCCUUGUACUACGCAAGCCACUCUCUCGACAAGCCAACCCUGCUCACACAGUGCAUGACGGUGUCGAUCUGGGUCGCGAACGUCCCACACCUGACCCGCAGCUUCACAGAGGCGAAGCGCAUGGCCGAGCUUAUGGAUGCAUUGGCCCUGGCCAGUAAGGCAAUGGUUCUCACCGAUGAGGGAAGCGACCGCGUCUUCGAAAACGGUCAGACUCUGGGCAUCUGGAGGGUUAAGGUCCCCGAAGAUGAUGAGUCGAGUAUUCUUCAACGGGGCGAGUGA